Molecule: messenger RNA, 2513 nt
Organism: Salmo salar (Atlantic salmon)
Lineage: Eukaryota; Metazoa; Chordata; Actinopteri; Salmoniformes; Salmonidae
Biological process (GO): positive regulation of cytokine production; positive regulation of canonical NF-kappaB signal transduction
Source: RefSeq, a predicted model, not a curated record
ACAUAAGUGCAUGUAAUAGAUGAGCGCAAUCUUCAAUUGGGUUCUCUGUGCUCUUAUGUAUGACAAAUUAUUAUUGUGAUAAUUGAGAAUGUAUAGCAGUUCAAAUUUGGACACAUGAUCAAUGAUGGAAAAAUACUAUUUUCAUAUCCUGUAGAUGACAUAUUUUCAACGUGUGGAAAAUAUAUAUUUUUGACAUUCAUAUAAGAUGUAUUUUCGACAUCUGGAAAAUAGGUCUUCUAACCUUUAAUUCAGCAUCUGAAAUGCACUUGAUGUCAAAGUUCUGGAACGUCAUUUUGCAUACUGGGAAUAGGCUAUAACAGCGCACUAACUUCACUAUCGACGUGUUUGCAAUGGUAAUAGGUUAUGUUCUACAUCCAUGAGCUCAGCAGCAGUAUAGUCUAUUAAUGUUUCCCAGUGUUCGGCAUAUUUGAAAAAACUAUAAAAGGACCUGGUGCAUUAUUUAUCAUAUUAUCUCUCUGGCGCAUUGAUUGUGGAGGAGUUGUGUAGGUCAUAGGAUGCCAGACAUUACAAUUAGAGAUUUCUGUUAUUGCAGUUUAACAGACAAGGAUAUCCAAGAAACACAGCUGAGGACGUAGUGUACUUUUGAUUUGACAAAGAACGGAAGAUUAUGGAUGAAGGCACAGUUCUCAACGACUCUAUUCCAGAUUUAAAAGAUUUGGAGGUGAAAAUCGGACGGAAGACACCAGAGGGUUUGCUAAAGUGGAUGCGGGAAGAGGCGUCCACGCAACGCGGAGAUGCCAAGUUGAACUCGCUGGAGACCAAAGACGGAGACAUCACAGAGAGGAAGAGCCUGGAUGAGAAGAUUCGAAAAUUAAAAGUCGAUAUGGCCCACCUGCGCUCGGUGGAUGUGAAGAUCCUGCAGCAGCUGCUGGCGGUGCACGAGGGCAUCGAGGCAUGUAAGUGGCUCCUGGAGGAGCGCGGCACCCUGGCCAGCCGCUGCAGCAGCCUGACCAGCAGCCAGUACAGCCUGGGAGAGGGCCCUGGAGGAGACACCUCCUGGAGAGACAGCUGGAGCAGCCUGCAGGACCCCCUCAACGACAAGCUGGAUAACAUCUCUAUAGGUAGCUACCUGGACACCCUGGCGGACGACAUGGAUGAGUACGGCCCCUCUAGUUCGGAGUAUGCGCUGUGUUCUACUCCACUGGGGACUGAGAUGCCCACUCAGACUGGCGGAGGGACAGGUGCUGGGGUAGAGGCGGGGAGAGGUGCUGGAGCAGGGGCAGUGUCUGGGGCAGGGGUUUUGGCUGGGACAGGAGGGGCAGGAGCUGGGUUAGGACCAGGCACAGGGGGCAAGGUAAUUGUUGGGCCUGGGGCUCCCCAAGUCAAGCCAGAGAUCCCCAAAGAGGAGCCUCCCAUUUGGACUAAGGCCAAAAAGGUAGUGAAAGGAACCACCAUCACCAAGGACACCAAGGACUCCAACCAAACGCAGCAGCCCAGUAAGAGCAAUGGCGUCCUGGAGAAGGCAGUCAGGCAAGCAGGAGGACUUGCUGACUCGGCCCGGGCCUGCCUGGCUGAGAAGCUGGGGAAAAACCAGAGCCCCAAACUCAAACCCUAUAAGAACGGCAAGAUAGACCUGGAUGGCUGCAAGAUGAACGGCACGAUGCAUCUGGAGUAUGACGCCCAUUGGCGAUGGGUGCAGUCGCAGGAUGAUGUUACAUUUCUGUGAGGUGGAUGUAUUACGCCACUAAAGACACUUAGCCCGCUCCCAUGUGAUGACCAAACAGGUCAUAGGUUAAGAGAGAGGGGACCUUGGACUGGUGUUGUGGUUGAUUGCAGUUAUUAUACAAACUUCUACCAUUGCCAUUGUGCAAGACAUCAGGUGUGGAUGAGUAGGAGAAUACAACAUCAUUACAUUAUGUUCUAUUCACUCUAAAUGUGACUGCACUAACUUUCUAGAACAUUGACAGUAUUAUAUUAGGGAUAAAGUUGAUAUUUUUGUUAACCCUCUCUUCCUGUGUGCAUUGUAACAUACAGUACCAGAGAAAAUAAAUAUAUUUGUUACACACACACAUCUAUAGAACCUUGUUAAUGACCAAAGUUUGCCCUUACUGAUCAAUCCCAUGUCAAAAUGAUUGUAAAACACCCUAUCCAUGAAUUAUAGAUACCUGAAUCCUUCUCAUACAUACUAUACCAUAGCAUGCAAAGAGCAUCUAGAAUGUUCCUACUGUUUGCACACAAUUGCUGUUGUGGAUGUCCUAAAACUACCUAAAGUACUUAACCAGUCAAUGCAAUAUGUAUAAUCAGUGAAUCGCAAUGCAAUGAAUCUGUGCAUCAGGUUCUUAUGUGGGUGGAUGUGUUUAGAUAAAUGUGUCAAUAUGGCUGAGUAUUAAUAUUGUCAUUUUGUGGAUUAUACAGUAUUUUUCAUUUGGAAAGCAGAUGUUGUCAUUGCUGUAAUCCUAAACUAUUAUGCCUGUAUCUCCCGUUCCAAGAUAACUGCACUGUUCUUCUGAUAGUCCUGAUUGUUUAAAUGACUGAUUUGCCCUCUUUCAGUA